This is a messenger RNA of Endocarpon pusillum Z07020, 768 nucleotides long. RefSeq lists its product as uncharacterized. The coding region runs from base 1 to 768 and encodes 255 amino acids. The record is from RefSeq and is a predicted model, not a curated record. The transcript has a single exon. NCBI's taxonomy places the organism in Eukaryota, Fungi, Ascomycota, Eurotiomycetes, Verrucariales, Verrucariaceae. Gene Ontology annotation, molecular function: hydrolase activity.
AUGCUACUUCCAGAGGUCGCCGAGAGCUUUCAACGUGAGGGUAUUACUGCCCUUAUUUACGAUCCACGAAGCAUUGGACUCAGUGACGGUUUUCCACGCAACGAGAUAGAUCCAAUGAAGCAGGUUGAAGACUAUUCUGAUGCUUUGACGUUCCUAUCAAAGCAUCCGCUGGUCGACGCUUCUCGAAUUGCGUUCUGGGGAAUGUCCUUCUCUGGAUCUGUCGCCGCGUGCGCCGCCGCUCUCGAUAAGCGCGCAAAGCUCGUCAUCAUGGUCUGCCCGUUCGUUAAAUUCUACACAGACGAGAAGAGGUCCAAAGUGCUAGCCAAGGCCAUGGCAGACCGUGCUUCUCAGGCCAAGGGCAACGAUCCCUUUUCUGUAGUCCCUUUCAACUCUAAUGGGGACAAUCCGGCCGGCAUGGCUGCUGGCGGCGGACUAGAAGCUUAUGAGUUCAUGACGAACGUAAAGAACCGCGGAGCUCCAAAUUUCGAGAAUCGAACAACCAUUCAAAGCUACUACAAGAUCGCCAUGUGGCAACCAUGGGGUUUGAUGCAAUGCAUUAAUCCAACACCCGUCAUGAUGCUCAUCCCCGAGAACGAUGCUAUCUCGAACCCGGACGAUCAAAGGCGGGUCUUCGACAAUUUCGAGGGCCCAAAGCGACUUUGCAAGGCUCCCGAGAAGGGUCAUCUUGACAUUCUCAGUGGAGAUCGUUCCCAUGAAUUGAUGGGGCAACAAGUAGAGUUUAUGAAUGAUGUCUUCGGACGGUAUUGA